This is a messenger RNA of Fukomys damarensis (Damara mole-rat), 1828 nucleotides long. It is a transcript of the gene Stoml3, whose product is annotated as stomatin like 3. Lineage: Eukaryota; Metazoa; Chordata; Mammalia; Rodentia; Bathyergidae. The coding region runs from base 138 to 1013 and encodes 291 amino acids. The record is from RefSeq and is a predicted model, not a curated record. Gene Ontology annotation, cellular component: plasma membrane. The transcript has 7 exons.
GCAGCAGGAACUUCCCGCCCUCCGCCAAGCCUCCCUAUGUUCCCCUCUCCCAAGCCCAUCUGGAUUGCUGUGUGUGGCCCAGGCUUGGUCGGAAACCCAUGAAAAUCUACCAGGUAUAAAACCUUCUUGAGAAUGCAAUGGAUUCUGGAGUGUCUUCACCCGAGAAGCCAGAUAAAGAGAAUUUAGUGGGCAUCACCAAAAACCGGCUUGGUGUAUGCGGCUGGAUUCUGUUUUCUCUUUCUCUCCUGUUGAUGAUUAUUACCUUUCCCAUCUCCGUAUGGAUGUGCUUGAAGAUCAUUAAGGAAUAUGAACGUGCUGUUGUAUUCCGGCUGGGACGCAUCCAAGCUGAUAAAGCCAAGGGACCAGGUUUGAUCCUGAUCCUGCCCUGUAUAGACGUAUUUGUCAAAGUUGAUCUUCGCACAGUUACUUGCAACAUUCCUCCACAAGAGAUCCUCACCAGAGACUCUGUGACUACGCAGGUGGAUGGUGUUGUCUAUUAUAGAAUCUACAGUGCUGUCUCAGCGGUGGCUAAUGUCAAUGAUGUCCACCAAGCCACAUUUCUUCUGGCUCAGACCACUCUGAGAAAUGUCUUAGGCACACAGACCUUGUCCCAGAUCUUAGCUGGGAGAGAAGAGAUUGCCCACAGCAUUCAGACUUUGCUGGAUGAUGCCACUGAGCUGUGGGGGAUCCAGGUGGCCCGAGUGGAAAUCAAAGAUGUGCGGAUCCCCGUACAGUUGCAGAGAUCCAUGGCUGCUGAGGCUGAGGCCACGAGGGAAGCCAGAGCUAGGGUCCUUGCAGCAGAAGGAGAAAUGAAUGCAUCUAAAGCCCUGAAGUCAGCCUCCAUGGUGCUGACCGAGUCCCCCAUAGCCCUCCAGCUGCGCUACCUACAGACCUUAACCACAGUAGCCACGGAGAAGAAUUCCACAAUUGUGUUUCCUCUUCCCAUGAACAUACUGGAGGGCAUUGGUGGUACCAGCUAUGAUAACCACAAGAAGGUUGAUAAUAGAGCCUGAGGUAGCCAGUCCAUUACUUAGUGUCCCACCUAUCCUAUGGAGAAGUCAGCCUUUAGAGGUGAUGAGCAUUCUAGCAAGGUAUGAGCCAUAGGAACUUCACAGCUGGAGUAGCACUAGUAGGGAAAAAUUUGUAGACACUACAAAAGGAAAAACAAAGCAAAACCAAGGGCUGUGCACUACUUUUAUGUUUAAGACAUAAUCAACUUUGCAGUUCUCUUAUAUAAUCAAUUAGUAAUUAUCCUGACUUACUUAGUUGCAGGCACUUUCUUUCAGUAGGGAAGAAAAUUACUGGGUGACUAUGACUGCUUUCAGAAUUAAUUCUUGUUUUUGAAAAUAAGUAGCCUAGAUCAAUUGUAAAGUACCAUAGGCUGCGUAUUUAUACAACACAUUUGCUUUACAAUUCCAAAGUAAUUACUUAUUAUAUCUCCAGUAGUUGCAAUAAACCCCUUCAAUGCUGAAAGCAAUAUCUGAUUUUGAUGUUAAAGACAGAAUAUUAGCCACAGCCCCAUAAGGCACACUGUGCUCAGCUCAGAACCCCAGCUGUCCUGCUGUGCAGCACAUCCUACUGGGACUGUUGGCAAAUUCUCAGAGUUGAGGCACAUUUGUCAAGACAGGACAAGGCAUAACAAGGCAGAAAAUCCCAGUCAAUUUAUUAGCUCACAAGUAGGAAUCCUUGUAAAAGGUUUUAUUGGUUAAAACCACUGGGGAGUAUCAUCCUGAGGAUUUCAUGUUUUUACUCUAGUAGUCCCAAGAGCCACAGUAAUCAAGAGUUGUUUGUAGUCUGUUUCCUCUCCCAAAUAACCUGAUGCAAAUAA